Molecule: messenger RNA, 6913 nt
Organism: Doryrhamphus excisus (bluestripe pipefish)
Lineage: Eukaryota; Metazoa; Chordata; Actinopteri; Syngnathiformes; Syngnathidae
Source: RefSeq, a predicted model, not a curated record
AAGUCAAGUGUGAAAGCUUGUCAUGAUUGGUUGAUGCUUGCAACUGAGCCUGUCUCGCCUUUGCGCAUCACUUGGCUGUUGUCUUAGCACAUGACAUGGUUUCUAUAUUACAGUGGCGCUAAUUUUCUUUCUUUUUUUUUUUUUUUGCACAAUCAUCCUCUUGCGGAAUCCUUACAAGUGCACCAAGACCAUUGUUUUGAAAUUCAGAAAGCUUUGUCAUGUUGUGAUGUAACUGUGUGUGUGUGUGUGUAUAUAUUUGUGAAGACCGGUUCAGUUCACAAGGCUCAUCCGGCAGCAGGUGGUACAACAUGAGGAUCUUCUUCUUGUGAUUGUGAAUGAAUACCGUAUAGCUACUGAAGACUCUUUCGGAGAAGAAACUGUGAUCUUCUAGAGCUUACCAGACACUGAUUUUGGGCAAUGCUCGGCCAGUCUCCUCAUCUUAUCGGAGGGAUCCUGUGGAUCCAGAAUCCAAUGAGAGCUGUGCACUGCAACCUGAGCCAAAAUGGCAUCGAACACCAGAUGUGCCCAGAGCAUGUCGAAUCGCAGCUUGAUGAAGAAGAGGAGUCAGUGGAUGGCCCAUCAAUGCUUCUGGAUGACGACAGUCCGAGUUACCCGGACAUCAGCCCCACUAUUUUCCCUGGCCGUUUGCCGCCACAUCGCUCAGUCUCCGAGUCUGAGCUCACACGGCCGGGAUAUGUGAAGCUGUCCAAACCGGUGGCGCUGUGGACCCAACAGGACGUGUGCAAGUGGUUGAAGAAACACUGUCCAAAUCAGCAUCAGAUCUACAGCGACUCCUUCAAACAACACGAUAUCACAGGGCGGGCUCUGAUGAGAUUGACUGACAGAAAACUGGAGCGAAUGGGUAUCAUGCAGGAGGCAGAGAGGCAGAACAUCCUGCAGCAGGUCCUGCAGCUUCGUGUCCGGGAGGAAGUUAGGACCCUUCAACUUCUCACACAAGCGCCGGCAAUUGAUGGCGACAGUCACUCUGGCUGAACUCCAAGGAUGCUAUAUGGAGAUGGGAGAAAGUUCCAGAAGGAAGGUCAUAGGAAUGUAUCCGUUUUUAACCUCAUAUUUCCUAGGUUUCACAUUAAAUUGCUCAACCAUUUCCAAAUAUCUCCAGUUUUGGAUUUUUUUUUUUUUAAUCCAACUCUCACAUACUAGAGAAUAUGACCCUCUUUACAAAAUGUUUGGACAUCCUUGAUGUAAGAUGAUCGAUGAACAGGUGAAAUUAGAGUCAUGGUGUACAAUGUGUCUCACAGCAACUAUUGUGCAUUCAAGGACCGCAAGUUCAAGUACAAAAUUGCUUAACGGGAAAACCAUUAUCAGUGACGUAUAAAUAUAUAAACACGUAUAAAGUCAAGGCUUUUUAACAAUGGUAAGUUUAUGAUGUACAUUGUCACCGACUUCGAGUGAAUGAAAGUGCUUAUUUCUGGUGGAAAAAAUAGAAAUUUAGGUCGAAGGAUUUUCUGUCCAGAAUCUGUCUAUAGUGUCCCAACUUUAAAAGAACCACUAUCCAUUCAUCACAGCGAGUAAGUCACCAAAGCAUGGUACAAGGAUUUUCUGGACAUAAUCUGUCUCUAGUGUCCCAAAACUAAAAGAACCAUUAUCCAUUCAUCACAGCGACAAAGUCAACAAAGUAUAGUAGAAGGAUUUUCUGUCCAGAAUAUGUCUCUUGUGUCCCAACCCAUUCAUAACAGCGACUAAGUCACCAAGGCAUGGUAGAAGGAUUUUCUGGCCAGAAUCUGUCUCUAGUGUCCCAACCCUAAAAGAACCACUAUCCAUUCAUCACAGCGACUAAGUCACCAAAACAUGGAUGCUUGUUUAACUGGACGAUAAUCAAGACAUCUUGCCUCUGAUUUGGGAUCAACGCUUUUGGAAUUAUUAGAUUCCGCUAUUCCCAUUGUUCCUUUGCAGAAAAAUCCAGGUUUAGGCCCUAAAUAUAGCAACGAACCACUAUCCAUUCAUCACAGCGAGUAAGUCACCAAAGCAUGGUACAAGGAUUUGCUGGCCGUAAUCUGUCUAUAGUGUCCCAACCUUAAAAGAACCACUAUCCAUUCAUCACAGUGACUAAGUCACCAAAGCAUGGUAGAAGGAUUUUCUGGACAUAAUCUGUCUCUAGUGUCCCAACACUAAAAGAACCAUUAUCCAUUCAUCACAGCGACCAAGUCAACCAAGUAUAGUAGAAGGAUUUUCUGGCCAUCAUCGGUGACAUAUAAAUAUAUAAACAUGUAUAAAGUCAAGGCUUUUUAAUAGUGGUAAGUUUAUGAUGUACAUUGUCACCGACUUCGGGUGAAUGAAAGUGCUUAUUUCUGGUGGAAAAAAUAGAAAUAAAAAAUUGGAGCAAAAAUCCACAAAUUUACGAGGCCGUGGAUGAUGAAUCAUGAAUAUGCAUAGAUACACUGCAAAUGGCAGCAGUUUGCUCUCUGUCUCAUUUCACAUAUGUCAUUACCGCUCAUCCUUCAACAUUUCAAAAUGCAUUUAGUCCAUACAAUAGAUAAUGGCUUCUUUAAUUAUAGGGGAGCUUUGAGGGCUUUGCACACUGGUUUAUCAGUAUUCAUAACAUUAUUCAAUAUCCCGUUCAUCCUAUUUCCUACACACUCGUCCACGAUGUGGUCUGCUAAUCCAACACCUGGAGUCGUUGCUAACUGAGACACGAGCAAUGAAAGAAUAUUGGACUUUAUGAGUCUUCACCAUAGAAACACAAUGAGGAGAAACAAAAAAAAUACAAAACAAAAGCAGCCAAGGACACGUUGAGAGAAAAGUUGUUCAAUGACAAGGUACAUAAAAAGGAUAUGAUGUAUUUCACCUGUUUGGGAUCAUGGCUUCUCUAUUGAUGAUUUAUGGCGGCAAAACCACAGCAGCGCACCUGAUCAUCCUUUAUUAUUUUAACAUUUGUCACUUUAAGGCCAGACAUGAUUGAUGGGGAACUGUUAAUGGCUUUGGCUUGGAAAUGUUAUUACCAGAGAGAUGGCAUACCAUGGGGAAGUUAUUGGUAACAUCCUGUUGUACUGUACUGUACUGUACUGUCAAACACAAGUCAACACAAAGCUUGUUAUGACAUGCUACCCUCUUGUCGACAAACUUUUUCAGCCCAAGCCCAACAUCUGCAGUGCACUUGAAAGAGAGGAAAGGAAAUAGAUACUGAGUUGUUCAUCCUUCUUUCUGUGUUCUAUGAACAAAUAAACCACACACACACACAGAUUAUAAAGAUGAUGAAAGGAUUUUCUGUCCAGAAUCUGUCUAUAGUGUCCCAAGCCUAAAAGAAACAUUAUCCAGUCAUCACAGCAACUAAGUCACCAAAGCAUGGUACAAUGAUUUUCUGGCCAGAAUCUGUCUAUGGUGUCCCAACACUGAAAGAACCAAUAUCCAUUAAUCACAACAACUAGGUAACCAAAGCAUUGUACAAGGAUUUUCUGGCCAGAAUCUGUCUAUAGUGCCCCAAGCCUAAAAGAACCACAAUCCAUUCAUCACAGUGACUAAGUCACCAAAGCAUGAUACAAGGAUUUGCUGGCCAUAAUCUGUCUAUAGUGUCCCAACCCUAAAAGAACCACUAUCCAUUCAUCACAGCGACUAAGUCACCAAAGCAUGAUACAAGGAUUUGCUGGCCAUAAUCUGUCUAUAGUGUCCCAACCCUAAAAGAACCACUAUCCAUUCAUCACAGCGACUGAGUCACCAAAGCAUGGUACAAGGAUUUGCUGGCCAUAAUCUGCCUAUAGUGUCCCAACCCUAAAAGAAACACUAUUCAUCACAGUGACUAAGUCACCAAAGCAUGGUACAAGGAUUUUCUGGACAGAAUCUGUCUAUAGUGUCCCAACCCUAAAAGAACAUCUAUCCAUUCAUCACAGCGACUAAGUCACCAAAGCAUGGAUGCUUGUUUAGCUGGACGAUAAUCAAGACAUCGUACCAAAAACGAGGUUUCCCCAGUCGUAAAAAGUCCUGAAAAAGUGGCUUCCCACUGUAUCGAAUGUGAUUUGUUUACCAUUUGUCUUAUAGUGCAUGUUUGCUUCCCUCUCUAAAUGUCAGACUGCCUCGUUCUUCUUUUCUGUUUAAUUAGCCAAAAAUCAAUGCUCGGCCACAGUUGUUCAUGUUAUUCAGCAAUGGGCACAAAUUGUCCCUCAUUUCACGUACUUGUCCCCGAUGGAGAAUAGACCUGUCAGAAUGUGGAACAAACAUCACAUCAUCUGUGAGUACCUUCCAUUAGUAUUCCGUUGCAUUUGGUCUGUUGUGUAUCAUGAUUUUCAAAUGCUCGGGGAUUGUUCUUACCUGUUAUUAAUAAACACACAUGAACUAAAUUAUUCAAAGACCCAUGAUAUACCCUGUGAGAACGUUAUUCCCCAUAUACCUGGUCUACUCCACUUUCUGAGAUUUAUAGUUUUAAAGAGGAUUAAUUAUAAAUGAAAUGUGUUUGGAAUCCACAGCACAAAAUAAAUGUAUGUAAUUACUGUCAGACAGGCAGAGAAAAUUAGGUAGAAGGAUUUUCUGUCCAGAAUAUGUCUAUAGUGUCCCAACCUUAAAAGAACCACUAUCCAUUCAUCACAGCGAGUAAGUCACCAAAGCAUGGUACAAGGAUUUGCUGGCCAUAAUCUGUCUCUAGUUUCCCAACCCUAAAAGAACCACUAUCCAUUCAUCACAGCGACUAAGUCACCAAAGUAAGGUAGAAGGAUUUUCUGGACAUAAUCUGUCUCUAGUGUCCCAAAACGAAAAGAACCAUUAUCCAUUCAUCACAGCGACCAAGUCAACAAAGUGUGGUAGAAGGAUUUUCUGUCUAGAAUCUGUCUAUAGUGUCCCAACCCUAAAAAAAAAACACAGUCCAUUCAUCACAGUGACCAAGUCAACAAAGUAUAGUAGAAGGAUUUUCUGCACAUAAUCUGUCUAUUGUGUCCCAACCCUAAAAGAACCACAAUCCAUUCAUCACAGCGACUAAGUCACCAAAGUAUAGCAGAAUGAUUUUCUGCACAUAAUCUGUCUCUAGUGUCCCAACACUAAAAUAACCACAAUCCAUUCAUGGCAGCAACUAAGUCACCAAAACAUGAAUGCUUGUUUAACCGGACGAUAAUCAAGACAUCUUACGAAAAACGAAAAUUAGGUCGUUUUUUUUUUUUUUUUAGGAACUCAUAGCGUAUGGAUUAUGUGCCUAGAGCAUGGCCUCCAGACCCUCCUGCUACCUUGACAUUGGCCUCUAAUUUGGGAUCAACGGUUUUUGAAUUAUUAGAUUCAAUUCCGCUAUUUCCAUUGUUCCCUUGCAGAAAAAUCCAGGUUUAGGCCCUAAAUAUAGCUCACACUUAAACACAUUUAAAGUAAGUAAUCCCUCUUUCAUCAUGGUUAAUUUGUCCCAUACCUGACCAUGUUAAGUGAAUUUCCGUGAAAAGUCGGAAGACAUGUAUGGGCGUUGCUGGAGAUUGUGUUGAAAGAUCUUUCUUGUGUUCCACAUUUUUUUUUUUUGUAUUCACACAGCAACUAAGCUCAUUUUAUCAUUCCCAUGCUGUUAUGAUUUUUUUUUCCUACCUAUUUCGAUUACUUUAUCUGCUUGUUUAUUUUUACCAUGUCUUGUUUUGCAUUGCCAACUCUAUGCUCCAUUUUUUCUUCAUUUUUCUUUCAAUGUCUGUAACUGUAUGUCCUCCAUAUCCGACCUAUGAUACUGACCAGCCAUCCUUUGGCUGUGCUUCAGGCACAUUCCUUGUGUCAUUAUAGCUUUUGAUUAUCCUUCCAGUCUGACCCCAGGAUGGCUUGGCCUUGCAACAGCACCUCUCUGCCCGCAGCCACUAUGGCCGAUGCAGCUAAUGAGGGAUGCCUACAUGUUUGCUACCACUGGCUCAAUCAUUGACAUAACGUUUACAACCCCCUAGUCUCGAUGCACACUUGGAACAAAACUGAAAAUAAUGAAGUUUACAACUAAUGCACUUCUUGUCGUGUGCUUUUUUUUUGCCGGGGAAGCGUGCCAAUGCUAAAUGGAAGUGUGUAUUAAUGAUGGUGUAUAUCAGUGAGGCAAGUGCGAGGUGUGUGAUCACUCAUGGGGAAAUUGGUUUACUGCACUUUCACUUGCAGAAUUACUCUUCAUAAAUCUGUCCUGACAUUAACAGCGAAGCUCACACUGUGGGGAGAAAUGCCAACACGGCUAUCAGUGGUAAUGAAGAGACACUCACUGGUCACUACUGAUUUUAUCAUAGUCAAGAUUCGAGCUCUGCAAUUUAAGGCGCACGCAAACAAAUAAGACCACCAGCUUGCGUGAAUAUGAUGAGAAAGUGCACUACAGUUACAUAAUAUUAGAUAGUUCAAUGGACUAAAUUAACAUAACAAGGCAGAGAGUCCAAUAAGAAAGUUAUAGGUAAGCAAGUUCACCGAACUCACAAUCUCAUUCCAUAUCACUGAAUGGUAAUGUUCACUCCUUGGUUCAUGUCAGUCAGUAUUUAACUUAACUUAACCUAAACAAAUAAGACCACUAGCUUGCGUGAAUAUGAUGAGAAAGUGCACUACAGUUACAUAAUAUUAGAUAAUUCAAUGGACUAAAUUAACACAACAAGGCAGGGAGUCCAAUAAGGAAGUUAUAGGUAAGCAAGUUCACCGAACUCACGAUCUCAUUCCAUAUUACUGAAUGGUAAUUUCACUCCUUGGUUCAUGUCAGUCAGUAUUUAACUUAAUUUAACUUAACUGUACAGUGGAAGAGUGGUUAGCGCGCAGGCCACACAGCUAGGAGACCUAAGUUCGAUUCCACCGUUAGCCAUGUCUGUGUGGAGUUUGCAUGUUCUCCCCCGUGCAUGCGUGGGUUUUCUCCAGGUAUGCCAGCACGCCAGCAAAAAUGCUAAAUUUAGACCAAAAAUCAGCAAGUUAACUACUGAAUUGUGCUUGCUCUGAUGUGACUUUAUUUUAAUAGCAGCAAAUCACAACAUGAGUUAUUUCAUAGUUCUUUCGAUAU